AACGCUCCGUUUUUGGCUGCAAAGGGAGCAGCACUUGGUGUGGAGAUGGGGAACAUGGACGGGAAAACCGUGGAGGAGCUGAGCACCACCGAGUGCCACCAGUGGUACAAGAAGUUCAUGACGGAGUGUCCUUCUGGCCAGCUCACCCUCUACGAGUUCAAACAGUUUUUUGGCUUGAAAAACCUGAGUCCGGCAGCGAACAAAUACGUUGAGCAAAUGUUUGAGACGUUUGACUUUAAUAAGGAUGGCUACAUAGAUUUUAUGGAAUAUGUGGCAGCUCUGAGCCUGGUGCUGAAGGGGAAGGUGGAUCAGAAGCUGAGGUGGUAUUUCAAGCUCUACGACGUGGAUGGGAACGGCUGCAUCGACCGGGCUGAGCUGCUGAACAUCAUCAAAGCCAUCCGAUCCAUCAACCGCUGUAACGAGAAGAUGACGGCGGAGGAGUUCACAGACAUGGUGUUCAACAAGAUCGACAUCAAUGGAGAUGGUGAGCUGUCCCUGGAGGAGUUCAUGGAGGGUGUGCAGAAGGACGAGAUGCUGCUGGACAUCCUGACCCGCAGCCUGGACCUGACACACAUCGUGAGGCUGAUCCAGAACGACGGCAAGAACCCACACGAGGCGGGGCAGGACGCCCAGGCUGCCCAGUAGCUGCAGGAUGCUGUCCCUGGCCUCCCCUGGCAGCUGGGCUGGGCUGGGGGCUGCAGCUCCCACGGACAGGCAGCGCUGAGAGGAGAGGUCUCUGCCAGGAGAGGGUCCCACACUGACCCUGCAUGGCCUCGGGGCCUCUGGACGCUGCUGCUGAGCUCGGGGAGGGGACAGCCGCUGCUGCCCGGGCAGGGCUCGAGGCUCUGCAGGUCAAGAACCCUCCGAGAACCCCAAAAUUCCCACCGAGGCCGUGGCUGACACCCCUCAGUGGGGUCCGGCCCCGGGGCUGCCCAGGACUUGGCCCCGGUGAGAGGGUCCUGGAAAAGCAGCUCCAAAGCUUCUCCUUCCUUUUGUAAUUGCAGAGCAAGCAAUCACCGGCUCUGGUCCCUCCUUCCCCCAUUCGUUAUUAUUUGGUCAGCAGUGAUUAGUGAUAACUGAGUUCAAGCGUUUAUGAGCUAGAGAAAGGGGAGGGGUGAAUGCAGUGGCUUUUCUUUGUCUAAAAGCGUUAAAAACAUCGAAUGGUGCCUUUUUUUAACAACCCCCCCGGACUGUAAGGAAACGUUUCUCCCUGAGGCAUCUGGAAGGAAGGAAGCCCUUCCAGAUAAGCAGAAUCAUCAAUGCAGAAACCGAGAGGGAGAUGAUUCCUGCACGUUUUACCACCUGGAAAAGGAGCAGUGGGAGGCUUUGACCCCCGUGUCUGUGUGGGGUUUGGGGGGAGCUGCUACAGAGGGGUGAGACUCAGCUCAGAGCCCCCAUGGGUGCCCGAGGAUUCCUGCUGGGUGCCCCGGCUGGGGUCGGGGCAGGGGCUGGGGUUCAGCCCCCGCAGCCUCUGGAGCCGCUGGAUGCUCCUCAGCUCUGAGCCCCAGGCGUGCUGAGGCAGCCCAGGACACCAGCGAGCAUCUCUUGCCCAGCUGAGAGUUCUGUUAUUUAGCACUGGGUGUUUGCA
Messenger RNA from Parus major (Great Tit), 1588 nucleotides. RefSeq names its product guanylate cyclase activator 1A (gene GUCA1A). Gene Ontology annotation, cellular component: cone photoreceptor outer segment; photoreceptor inner segment. The transcript has 4 exons. The record is from RefSeq and is a predicted model, not a curated record. Gene Ontology annotation, molecular function: calcium sensitive guanylate cyclase activator activity; calcium ion binding. NCBI's taxonomy places the organism in Eukaryota, Metazoa, Chordata, Aves, Passeriformes, Paridae. Gene Ontology annotation, biological process: positive regulation of guanylate cyclase activity; visual perception. The coding region runs from base 46 to 645 and encodes 199 amino acids.